AUGUGUCAAACUUUUCCUAAUUCAAGUUCCUUGCCUUAUUUUAAUUGUCAUCUUUGUCUUUUUUUGCAGGAGUGCUUUGAUCCUAUUGUUGCCAAAUCUGGACGAGAUCUUAUACCUGUUAUGGUUUAUGGGCGAAACAUCUCGGGUCAGGAAUUUGGGGGAAUGUAUUGCAUCGUUUUGACUGUAAAGUCUGUAGUUGUAUCAGCUGGUCUUCUCAGGAUUUUCGGGCAAGAGGUUGCUGAACUACCUUUGGUGGCUACAAGUAGAGAAAACCAAGGGAAAGGUUAUUUCCAGGCGUUAUUUGCAUGUAUUGAGAUGCUAUUAUCUUCCAUGCAUGUUAAAAACCUGGUUCUGCCUGCUGCUGAGGAGGCGGAAUCCAUCUGGACAAAUAAACUGGGGUUCAAAAAGAUGACUGAUGAACGAUAUCUGAAGUAUUCAAGGGACUUCCAGUUGACGGUAUUCAAGGGGACAUCAAUGUUGGAGAAGGAGGUGCAGCAGACAGCUUAUGAAUUGUAAUUCAUCUUUGUGGAGAAUGUGCAACAAGGAGCUAGAAUUGCUACAUAUCUUGCACGCACUCUCAUUCAGGAGGGAGACCUCUGUUCUACUCAAUGAUCUGAAAUGGAAGUGAAAAUAGAGAAAGAGGUGCUUCUCAUUGCAGAUCGAUCUUUUCUUUAAUAUCUAGAACAUGCAAAAUGCACCUAUGCUGAUGAGUUUUGAGUUUCAAGGCGAUUAAAUAGUAGACAAUGCAAGGUGUUUGGAGGCACAUCAAGUUGCUGGCGGACCUUGUAGCGAUCAUUCUUAGAUGCAAGGACAAGUGCAUUUCGUAUUCGUUAUUUACCACUAUGUUUUCAUAAGGUAGUCAUUGCUUUUAUAGAUUAGUUUUCAGCUGAUGUAUAAAGAGCAGCUGAGGAACUGCUCGUCGAAAGUCCUCGAGGCAUGCUGACCUUUUAUCAUGCGUGCGUGGGGCAAACGUUGUUUUUACCCCUUUCUUUUUGCAGUGGUAGUUUUCUUUUGUACAUUUCCAGUGCAUACAGAGAAAUUUUGCUAGAAAGUGGCCAACUCAAAUGUAGGAUAUAUCUUAUACGGGACCCUAUGUUUUUCCUUGAUGUGAUGCAAUGUUUGAAUAUAUGUAAUGAUUGGGUUACGAAAUUA
Molecule: messenger RNA, 1152 nt
Organism: Nicotiana tabacum (common tobacco)
Lineage: Eukaryota; Viridiplantae; Streptophyta; Magnoliopsida; Solanales; Solanaceae
Source: RefSeq, a predicted model, not a curated record